CAGUGACACACAGAGUCGGCUCUCGGCACUACAGGGGCUCCUGCCCCGUGGCCUCCGGCAGUCAGGAAAGCAGAAGCAACCCCUCCUCCUGUGGGCGGGGAGCCCAAGGUAGCGCUCCAGCAGCGUGGCUUUUCCUGGCAGUGGGAGGGAAGAAGAGGAGAGCCGAGUUAAGGAGAGCCUGCAUUCCGGAGCGGCUUCUGUCUAUGCUGCAGGCAGUUAGCUAGCUUCUCUCCCACACCCUCCCGCACCCACAGAGCUCAGAGCCCGUCACUCUCGCAGCGGGCGUCCGUCCGUCCGUCCGCCCGCCCGCCCGCCCGCCUCGGACCCUGUCUCUCUCCCUCCUCUUUCACCGAACUUUCCCUCAUCUCUCCCGGCCAGGUAACAAAGUAUGAGAGAUUCUCUGCUGCUCCAGCAGGUCUCUUUCCCUUCGUUCCCUUGAACUCCCACCAUCUGCCACCAGCACCCCAGCUUUCAGCGAGGAUCUGGCCACCAUGGACCAGGCCUCAAGGAAGAGUUGUCCGGAGACAGGCAUGAUGAGGACCUGGAUUGAGCCAGUGGUGGCCUCGGCCCAGGUGGCAGCUUCUUUCUAUGAUGCGGGGCUGCUGCUGGUGGUCAAGAACUACUACAACCUUUCCAGUUUCUCCAACCACACCAACACCUCCACCCCCAGAGGGGCCAGCGAGGAUGCUCAGCAGAAAGCCAUCUCCAACUUCUACAUCAUCUACAACCUGGUGGUGGGUCUCACCCCGCUGCUCUCCGCCUAUGGGCUGGGGUGGCUCAGCGACCGCUACAACCGCAAAAUCUCCAUCUGCGUGCCCCUCUUGGGCUACCUCCUCUCCCGCCUCCUCCUCUUGCUGAAGAUCCUAUUGGACUGGCCCGUGGAAGUGAUGUAUGGGGCGGCAGCCCUGGCAGGACUGUCCGGGGGCUUCACGGCGUUCUGGUCUGGUGUCAUGGCCCUGGGCUCGCUGAGCUCCUCCAAGGGCCGGCGCUCCGUGAGGCUUAUCAUCAUUGACUUGAUCUUGGGGCUGGCAGGCUUCUGCGGGAGCAUCGCUUCCGGGCACCUUUUCAAUUUGCUUCGAGUGGGCAACCGGCAAGGCGUCGUCCUUGCCGUGUCGAGCGUGGGCUGCGCCACCUUUGCUUUCCUCUAUAGUCUCUUUGUCCUCAAAGUCCCCGAGCCCGAGGUGAAGCCCAGCAAAGCCUUCGGUGUGGUGGACACGGUCUCUGGGACCAUAGGCACCUAUCGCACCCUGGACCCUGACCACCCAGAGAAGAGGGGAGGGGUGGUGGAGCUGCCUUCCCUGGGGAAGGGAGAGCCCCGAAAAGCUAUCAUUGCUCUGCUCUUUGCAGGGGCCAUCAUUUACGACUUGGCCGUGGUGGGCACAGUGGAUGUCAUGCCGCUUUUUGUGUUGAGGGAGCCACUGAGCUGGAACCACGUACAAGUGGGCUACGGGAUGGCCGCGGGCUACACCAUCUUCAUCACCAGCUUCUUGGGAGUCCUGGUCUUUUCUAGGUGCUGCCGGGACACCACCAUGAUCAUGAUAGGGAUGGUCUCCUUUGGAGCUGGCUCUCUCCUCCUGACCUUUGUGAAGGAAACCUACAUGUUCUACAUCGCCCGGGCUGUCAUGCUGUUUGCUCUCAUCCCCAUAACCACCAUCCGAUCAGCACUGUCCAAGCUCAUAAAGGGAUCUUCAUACGGAAAGGUGUUUGUGAUUCUGCAGCUGGCACUGGCCCUCACCGGGGUGGUGACAUCCACGGCAUUCAAUGAAAUCUAUCAGCUCACCAUGGAUAAGUUCACUGGCUUUUGCUUUGCCCUCUCAUCCUUCCUUGCCUUCCUGAGCAUCAUCCCCAUUGGCGUCGUGGCCUGCAAGCAAGGAGAGAUCGCUGAGAAGUGACGGAGCGCCGCUGCCUACGAGCAGACCCGAAUCCCCCGAGGUGUGGAUCCCACUCGAAGAGAAGCAGCUGGGCCGGGGAAGCCGAUAACCGAGCCCCGAGCUCCUCCCGCGGCCGGCCUCGCCAACCAGCUGUUUCAAGGGGUUCCAUGUUGGGUGGGGAGAAACGCUAUCCUGGUGGAGGAAACUUGCCUUUAAAAAAUUAAUUUCGGAGGAAGCUGCCAGAUUUUGUUGGUGACGCAGAGAACUUCCCUGAGAAAAGCAUUGAAGGCCCAAACUUUGGGUGUGUCUCCCAGGGGACGAGGGCCCUUCAUUCAUGCUCAGCCCCCUCCGCCAUGCUCCAGACGGCUCUGCAGAAAGAGCCGCCUCGAACAGCUCCUGCUUCCGGCCCAUCUGCUAGGAUCCCACCGCAGGGCUAGUUCCCAGCGCUUUUAGCCCCAGGGUCACUUCCAAGAAGCUUUUGGUUUCUUCUUUUCCAAAGCUGUUGUCACGGGCAGACAUAAUAUUAGAAAAAAAGAAAGGGAAAUAAAACCCCGGGAACCGGCGAGCCGUUAUCUCCCGAGGUGCCUUCGGAGCUGUUCCGUGGCCUUUGAGAGCGUUCAGUCCUUGGUGAAGAAUCUUGGGUCGGCUUCUCUAACUCGUGGCUGCGGCAUAAAAGAUCUUUUAAUCAAAGAACAAAACGAGGAUUGAGGUCUGCCAAUAGGUCCAACGAGACGCUUUAGUUUGUCAAAAAUAGCUCCUAGAAGGAGGGGUGUGAGGGAGAGCCUGGACUUGGAGGCAUUUUUGCUUCAAUAGCAUGUUUGUUUACUCUGCGGAGACUAUUUCCCCAUAUGGUCAUUUACCUAAAGUGCCGCGUUUGAGCACAUAAAUAAAAUGCGAAUGAUUUCCA
Monodelphis domestica (gray short-tailed opossum) is the source of this 2778-nucleotide messenger RNA. It is a transcript of the gene SLC46A2, whose product is annotated as solute carrier family 46 member 2. Gene Ontology annotation, biological process: transmembrane transport. The record is from RefSeq and is a predicted model, not a curated record. Gene Ontology annotation, cellular component: membrane. NCBI's taxonomy places the organism in Eukaryota, Metazoa, Chordata, Mammalia, Didelphimorphia, Didelphidae. Gene Ontology annotation, molecular function: transmembrane transporter activity.